Ostreococcus lucimarinus CCE9901 is the source of this 1596-nucleotide messenger RNA. RefSeq lists its product with no specific name. The transcript has a single exon. The coding region runs from base 1 to 1596 and encodes 531 amino acids. The record is from RefSeq and is a predicted model, not a curated record. Gene Ontology annotation, molecular function: oxidoreductase activity, acting on paired donors, with incorporation or reduction of molecular oxygen; heme binding; iron ion binding. Gene Ontology annotation, biological process: sterol metabolic process. Lineage: Eukaryota; Viridiplantae; Chlorophyta; Mamiellophyceae; Mamiellales; Bathycoccaceae.
AUGGCGUCGCGCGCGACGGCGCGCGCGGCGGCGUCGCACGACGCGCGCGCGGCGACGCGGCGCGCGCGCGUCGGCGGUGCGGCGCGCGAAUCGGCGGCGCGGCGGCGCGCUUCGGGACGCGCGACGUCCGACGUCGACGGCGCUUCGGGACGCGCGACGUCCGACGUCGACGGCGCUUCGGGACGCGCGACGUCCGCGGACGCGUUCGAUCUCGGACAGGCGAUCGGGACGCUGGCGAGGGGCGAGCGAGGGGCGACGCUGCCGCCGGGACGCGUGGGCGCGCUCGGCGUGCGCGAGACGCUGGAGUACCUCGCGGACUCGAACGGCUUCGUGCGACGGCGCGUCGAGCGGUACGGACCGAUUUUUAAGACGGCUUUGUUUUUCAAGCCGGCGAUCGUGUUCGGAAGCCGAGAGGCGGUUCGAGAGUUUUUGAAAUUUGAAGGCGAGCUCCCCGCGGACGAGGCGCUGCCGGAGACGUUUCGCGAAUUGCACACCGAGUACGGGGCGCUGCGCAUGACGGGGAGCAGACACGCGGCGACGCGCGCGAAUUUCGGCAAGGUGCUGGGACGCGCGGCGCUGGAGAGUUACGCGCCGGCGAUCGGGGAAAGGACGAGGGAGUUUGUGGAAGACGUAGCGCGGCGAUCUGGGAAGGAGACGUCGUCGUUCAGGCCGGGCGCGGAGUGCGUGGAUUUCGCGCUCGAUUUGUUGUUUGAGCUCUUCCUCGGUCACGUGCCCGAGGCAAAGUACAAAGACGCGAUGAAAGCGUACAACGGAGGAUUACUUUCGCUCGGAAAAUGGUCGUCGGAGUUUAAGGCUGGAAAACUGGCGCUGGAGGAUUUGACGUCGUACGUCGAGGCGCAUUACAGAGGCGUCAAAGCGCGCGGCGAACUCGAUCGCCCAGAGUACUUCUUUUACAAGCAAUACUCGCAAGCCGUGGACGAGUUCGACGAAGUGUUCAGCGACGAUCGCAUCGCGACGACGUGCGUGUUAAUGGUCUGGGGUUCGUACAUCGAAGCCGCCGCUCUCAUGGGACACGCAUGCGUUUUGCUGGGCGAGCACGACGACGCGCGGCGAGCCGUUUUGCGCGAGUUCGAGCGGGUGUGCUGCGACGAUGAAAACGGUUGUCGUCGCAUCGGUACUUUGGCGGACAUCAUGUCCAUGCAGUACACGUCCGCGGUGGCGAAGGAGUCGCUUAGAGUCAUGCCGCAGACGGCGGGCGGCUUGAGAGUGAACCCGUCGCCUCGCAAAUUCGCCUCGUUCGACGUACCCGCCGGUUACGUUUUGACCGCAGACCCACGCAUUCCAUUUCGCGACGAAGCCAACUUCCCCGACCCGGACGCGUUCAAGCCUGAACGUUUCGUUCCAGGGACGCACGAAGCGAAGCAAAACGACGUCUCUUCGGAAACGUAUUAUCCGGGCGGCAUGGGCCAGCACCAGUGUCCUGGGAUCUCUCUCGCGACGGUCAUGACGCAAAUAUUUCUCGCCGAACUCGUGUCCGCUUUCCCAAACGGGUGGCGAGGAAAGACGGCGCCGAAAUACGUUCAGGUUCCCAUAGUCAUCCUCGACAGAGAGUAUGAAAUCGAGUUUCUUCGCUGA